This is a messenger RNA of Myiozetetes cayanensis, 1442 nucleotides long. RefSeq names its product euchromatic histone lysine methyltransferase 2 (gene EHMT2). NCBI's taxonomy places the organism in Eukaryota, Metazoa, Chordata, Aves, Passeriformes, Tyrannidae. The record is from RefSeq and is a predicted model, not a curated record. Gene Ontology annotation, molecular function: p53 binding; protein-lysine N-methyltransferase activity; histone methyltransferase activity.
AUGGGCGUGGACUCCCCCGGCAGCCCCGCCCCUGCGACCCCCCAGGCCGGGGACCCCCAGCGCCGGGACCCCGAGGAGGAGCACGGGGGGCCCAGAGGCCGGGGGCCCCGAUGGGGAGGGGGCGCAGGGGCUCCCCCUGAGCGGCACCAGCCCCAAGGGCUCCCAGGCCACGCCACGAAGACCCUCCCGGGCUCCCCGGGCCGGGGUGGGGAGCCCCCAGGACCCCCCUGGCCCCCGAGCCGGGCCAAGAUGUCCCUGACGGGGGUGGGCAAAUCCCUGCCGGGGCAGAGCUUGGCCCUGCGGCUCCUCACCCUCCCGGGGGCCGCCCUGAGCCCCCGGCGCCCCCAGAGCCCCCGGCCCCCAGAGCCCCCAAGACCCCCCAAACGCCCCAAACUGGAUUACAGCCCCGAGGGGCUCCACAAGCGGCUGCAGAGACAGCCCCGCGCCAGCACCGAGAUCACGGUGACGGAGGAAAUGGCGGCCCCCCCACCCCGGGGGUCCCGGCCCAGCGAUGACUGGGACAGCGAGGGGGGAGGGGGCUUCUCCCUCUUCUACGACGGGUUCAGCGUCGACGGGCACGGCGACUCCGACAGCAAGGUGGCACUGGGGGCACUGGGGGGCGUGGUCGGGGAGGUCCUCAGUGAGGAGGAGGAGGAAGAGGAAGAGGAGGAAGAAGAAGAAGAUGAGGAGGAGGAGGAAGAGGAGGACGAGGAGGAAGAGGAGGAGGACGAAGAGUCGGGAAACGCCUCGGACAGGAGCGCGUCGAGCGCCCGGCGCAGGGCCCGGCGCCGCUGGAAGGACAGCCCGUGGCUCAAACCCGCCCGCAAGCGCAAGAGGAAAGACCCCCGGGGCAAGGACAGAGUGCCCGGGGCCGCCCCCGUGGGCCCCCCCAGCGAAUACACCGAAGUGCCCCUGGGGUGUCUCCAGAUCCCAGGGGGAGGGGCCUUGUCCCCCCAACCCACAGGCCCCCGAGGCCGAGCGCUCGAGGAGCUGCCGCUCUGCUCGUGCCGCAUGGAGGCCCCCAAGGUGGAGCGGGGCGGGGACGGCCGGGGGCUCUGCAUGGCCACCGAGAGCGUGGAUGGCCAGCUGAGUGGCUGUGGCAGUGCCAUCCUGAAGCGGGAGACGAUGCGGCCGUCGAGCCGCGUGCCCCUCAUGGUGCUGUGCGAGAGCCACCGCGCCCGCAUGGUCAAGCACCACUGCUGCCCCGGCUGCGGCUACUUCUGCACCGCCGGGACGUUCCUGGAGUGCCACCCCGACGUGCGCAUCGGGCACCGCUUCCACCGGGGCUGCGUGUCCCGCCUGGGGGGUCUCAUCUUCUGCCCCCACUGCGGCGAGGACGCGUCCGAGGCUCAGGAGGUGACCCUGCCCCGCUCCGAGGGACCCCGGCCCCGCCCUGCCCCCGAGCACCGGCCCGCAGGAGGCCGGCCGACGCCCCACCCCAG